This is a messenger RNA of Dentiscutata heterogama, 350 nucleotides long. NCBI's taxonomy places the organism in Eukaryota, Fungi, Glomeromycota, Glomeromycetes, Diversisporales, Gigasporaceae. The record is from the annotation of a GenBank genome assembly.
AUAUAAUUGAAAGCAUUAUAAAUGAAGAAGAAGAACCAUCUGAAUUAACUGCUACAUUGUUUGUUAAGAACAUAAAUUUUGAUACCACUGAGGAAGAGCUAAAAAAAGUAUUCAAGAAUACUUCUGGUAUGAAAUCGGCUAAAAUAAAAAUGAAAAAUGACCCUAAGAAUCCUGAUAAAAAAUUGAGUAUUGGAUUUGGGUUUGUUGAAUAUGAUAAUAUGAAAAAUGCAAAGAAUGCUUUAAAAGCAAUGCAGUUUUCAAAUCGUGGAUUAGAUAUGGUACAGAGAAAACGAAAAGAGGAUGAAAUAAUGAAAAAGAAAAAAGAUUCCACAAAAAUCAUCAUUAAAAAU